AUGGCCCUGUUCAGGCCCAUUGCUGCCCAGCCCAUGGACUGUCCCGCUGAGGCUGCGGUGUGCUCAGGAACCAGCUGUGUGGUUCCUCCCAGUGACUUUAAUGCCAUCUUGGGCCUGGUGCUGAGCACUGUGCUCACAGUCAUGUUAGCUUUUGUCAUGUUUUCCAUGGGCUGCACUGUGGAUGUGCACAAGCUGCUGGGACACCUGCGAAGGCCCUGGGGCAUCAUGAUCGGGUUCCUCUGUCAGUUUGGGAUCAUGCCGUUCACCGGCUUCGCUCUGUCACUGGCCUUCAACGUGCUGCCUGUGCAGGCGGUGGUCAUCAUCAUCAUGGGCUGCUGUCCUGGAGGCUCCGGCUCCAACAUAAUCUGCUACUACCUGGACGGGGACAUGGACCUGAGUAUCAGCAUGACGGCCUGCUCCUCCAUCCUGGCCCUGGGCAUGAUGCCUUUGUGUCUCCUAAUCUACACCACGCUCUGGGUGUCCGCCGACACCAUCCAGAUCCCCUACGACAGUAUUGGGAUCACCCUUGUGGCGCUGCUCGUCCCCAUUGCCGUUGGCAUUUACGUCAAGCAUAGAUGGCCAGAGAAGGCCAAAAAGAUCCUCAAGAUUGGCUCCAUCACUGGCUUUGGUCUGAUUGUGGUGAUAGCUGUGGUGGGAGGGAUUCUGUAUCAGUCCUCAUGGGACAUAGAUCCAGCACUCUGGAUCAUUGGGACCAUCUACCCCUUCAUUGGCUCUGGACUGGGCUUCUUCUUGGCUCGCUUCACUGGACAGCCCUGGUUCAGAUGUCGGACCAUCGCCCUGGAGACAGGUUUCCAGAACGCCCAGCUGUGCAGCACCAUUGUACAGCUGUCCUUCACGCCUGCAGAGCUGGAGAUCAUGUUCUCCUUCCCCCUGAUCUACAGUAUCUUCCAACUGGUGGCAGCCAUCUCCAUUGUAACCUCUUACCAGUUGUACAAGAGAAAAUGCAGGGGGCAUUCUGAGGAGGACAGCGAGGCCUUGGCGGUGGAAGAUGGAGAGGAACACGCGAAAAAACACAAAGCCCUGGAGAAUGGAGGCUUCGAGCUCCAUGAGAACCAUGUGGAGAAGAACAAGGCCCACGAUAACAACACUCAACGCGAACAGGAGCCGAAGAGGAGCGGCCCUUCUCCAGCUGCUGUGAGGCCCCAUGAACUGGCCUGCUGCAGUCACCAACAGUAUGUGUAUGUGCUGGGGGGCCGCCACUCCACCUGCCAGCGGGACUUCUGGGCCUACAACGUGGUGUGUAACGAAUGGAGGGAGCUGAACUGCACCAGUGAAGCUGCCCCAGAAGCACUGGAGGAGCACUCUAUGGUGGCCCACGAGGGCUUCCUGUGGGUGUUUGGAGGCAUGCUGGAGUGCGCCUACACCAGCCUCUCUUGUCCCCUCUGGCUCUUUGACAUUAUGACACAGAAGUGGGUUCAUUGGCGUGGGAAGUCUCUACAGGCAGAGAGGCCGUCCAACAGAAAAAGCCACAGUGCAGUGGUCAUCGGCUCUGCCAUGCUGCUGUACGGAGGCUACAUCGACCUGAAGGGAUCCUCUGCAGACUUCUGGAGUUUGGACCUGGACUCCAAGGCCUGGUCCCCUGUCAGCUCCUCCCCACAAACCUCAUCAGGACCGGGCCCUCGCCACAGUCACUCCUGCGUGGCCCUCCACGGUUGCAUGUACCUGUACGGGGGCCUCAGGGGCCUCCGUGAGCAGAGGGACUUCUGGAAGUGGACCCCCUGCAGCAGCUCCUGGAUCCCCCUCAGAACCAGGUCCGGCCCGUCGAAGCUGGUUGGCCACAGCGCCGUUGCCUACAGAGACUGCAUGCUGGUGUUCGGGGGGCGUGACGGCAACGACUCCCUCCAGAACCGUCUCUGGACUUACAAUGUCACAUCCCAGUCCUGGAGCCAGAUCCCCGCUUUGCCUUCGGGCUCCUCCCCUCCUCCCAAGACCCACCACUACUGCGUUGGUCUGGGCCCCAGCUACCAGCGUUCCCAUUGGCGGCCCCCUGACCCUUCUGCCCAAACUCGUCUGGACGACAAACUCCAGCGUUUCCGGACCAAGUGCUUUCCCGCACGCCUCGGCUUCCUGGGCUCGGACACCGCAAUCGAGCUGCAGACGCUGGUGCCGAACAAAGGCAGCCCGGGGGACGUCACGGAGAAGGAGUGGAGGAUGGACUGUUUAACCUUCGAGAACACAGCACUGAAGAAUCUGCUGAGUCAGGACUCGGAACUGACAAACAUCAGCCAGCAUUUACCCGACAUGCUAUUGGUGAUUGGAGGAAAGCCGUUCACGCCGCACGCGCCCAUCUCCGUGUGGCAAAUGACGCUCGCCGACGUGUAG
This is a messenger RNA of Knipowitschia caucasica, 2343 nucleotides long. Lineage: Eukaryota; Metazoa; Chordata; Actinopteri; Gobiiformes; Gobiidae. The record is from the annotation of a GenBank genome assembly.